GCGAUGUUUUUCUUUUUUUUGUUCGUCUUGAUUACUUUAGAUGUUCAAACUAAUCAUAAUUGAUUUUAGAUAAUUUAUUAUUUAAUCUUGAAUCAGUAUAAUUUUAAGACUAAUAAUAAAACUAAUUACAUUGGACGAUUAAUUCUUUAUAUCUCUGAAUGAAAAUAAAUGUGGGUAAACAUUAAGAAUGUAUUUACGUAUAAAAAAAAGACAAUUUUAAAGAUCAAAAACAAAGCUUCGUAACUUAUCGACCGAUCUUGCGUUCGAAUAUGUAUAUAACUGAUCUACGACAAGAUCAAGUCAUUGUACGAAUAAUAGCGAGCUUGAAAAAAAGUAUGCGAGAAGAAUUUGUGAAAGAAAGAUAAGUUCGAUUAAAAAAACUAACAAAGAAAAGAAGCAAACUUAUCUAAUACUUAGGAUUAUUUACCUCGUUCCAUUGGAGAAGAAGGAAUGCAAGAUCGUUACGAAGAGAUGUUUCCAGAUUAAUAGUUCUCACCGAUUAAAAAUUGUCCUUGUUCGCACCACCAAAAGGAAAUGAGGAAAAAAAUCACCGCACGGAAAAGAUACACAUUAGAAAACAAACAAACAAACAAACAAACGAACAAACGAACAAACGAACAAAUGAACAAACAAAUAAAAGAAACAUUGAAAGGAUUUGUAACGACAAGAGAACAAAAUUACGAUGAGGGGUGAAAGAGGAUGAUGAAGAAGAACUAGAAGAAGAAGAAGAAGAAGAAGAAGAAGAAGAAGAAGAAGAAGUUGAACAUCGUGUGUUCGUGCUAAAAAGUUGACGAAUAAGGGGAGUUAAAAAAAUUGUUGCUGAAAAGGAAAGAAAAAGGAAGCGACGAUUAGAAAGAAAGGUCGGGGACGAGCGAUAGGUGUAAAAACGCGUGGCGGAUCGGUCGACGCGAGGACGAUAAGAAAGAGAGAAAAGAGAAGAAGAAGAGAGGAAAGAGGGAUGAGGAAGGGAGAAAGAGAAAGAGAAAGAAAGAACGAAAGAAAGAACGUGUAUGUGUAUAUGUAUGUGUGUGUGUGUGUGUGAGAGAGAGAGAAAGAGAGAGAGAGAGAGAGAGAGAGAGAAAGAGAGAGAGAGAGAAGAGAGAGAGAGAGAGAGAGAGAAAGAAAGAAAGAGGAAGAGAGAGAUGAGAGCAGAAACGAACGCGAGAACGUGGCCGGCGUCGUGGCCGCGGCCGUCCCGACGCUCGACCCGACGCCGGACCCGUCGACGGCGGCGCUUAUCGGCCAAGAGAGAGGAGAGAGAUUGCGCAAGCGGCCUUCGUGCGACUUCGAAGAAGUUCGAAGAUACGGCGCUUGCGCUGGAAAGAGAAAGAGAAAGGAGAAGAUAAAGAGAGAGAAAGAGAGAGAAACAGAGAGAAAGAGAGAGAGAGAGAGAGAGAAAGAGAGAGAGAGAGAGAAGUCCGUCGCGGCCACGAUUCAUCGCAUCUCGAAACUCCGUGAUACGGCCACGCCACCGGUAGAAGAGUCGAGAGAGUCCGAUUGGUUGGUUAAUACCAACGGUGGGAUCAGGAAGGUACCCAUUGGUUCGAAUAGAAUGUUCGGGCGCGGCGCCAUGUUGCAUAGAGUGGGGUGUAUUUGAACAAGACUCGGCGACUCAAGAGUAGCGGAGAACACUCGCUAACCGGCCUCCAUCCACACGGCACACAGAGGUAGAAUAGUGUAGAGGUGAGGUGGCUUCAAACAGGCCCCGUUCAAACAACCGAGCGCGCUUCUACGCGACAAACGGUGCUGGUGUCGCCGCCACCAUCGUUGUCAUCGUCGACGUCGUCGACGUCGUCGCCGUCGUGUCGUUGUUGUUGUUGUUGUUGUUGUUGUCGUCGUCGUCGUCGUCAUCGUCGUUGUCGGCGACAUUCGCGAAAGUGCCGUGGCCUCUUCUCUAACUACGAUCAUCGUGUCAUUUGUUGGAACAACAAUUAUACUACCCCAACAUAUCACCGAGGAGGACAGGGCAGCGUGCGCGCGUGAACACAACUUACGUGUCAUCGAGUGUCGUCCUUCGUGCCGGCCCGACGGACGUCGUGCAUGCAUUGUUUCGCUUAAGGAGAACACAGUGCACGUAUAGGGAAUAAAUAUUGGUCGUGAAGAUCUGUCAUUAGUUUUUGGAAUUUCUCACUGAUACUACGGUGAACUGUAUAAUAGGAGGCGUGUGAGGACACGAGGAUAGGAUCCUAGUGUUGAUAAGCAAAUUUUGUGAAUUGUUGAGUGUAAUAUUAAGGAAUAAGGACAAAGAGAAAAAGAUAGGGAUAACGACGGAGAUAGAGAUAUAGAAAGAGAUUCAAUCGAAAAGAACAGAGUGAAGGUGUCGCGUGAUCGAGAUACUUCAAGGAAGAACCCUUAUCGUUACCGUGAUUCAGUGAGACGUGAGGAUUAAAGUGAAGGAAGUACGGGCGGAUAUAAGAUUAAGGGGUCACCGGAUUAUCAGCAGUCGUGGUACCGUGGCUUUCAUGAUUCCCGCUUGACGUCUCGACAGCAGCCCACCCCGGCACCGGUGAGCUCUAUGACCAUGCUCCAGUCGCAAAAGCUGUACAGCGAGGCUGGUAGUCUCGGUGGUGCCAUGACCAGCGCCGCGAUGUCCAGUAUGGGCAGCAUGGCACCCACGUACAGCUCGAUAAAUUCGAUGGGUUGCGUGUCUAUGGGGAUGUCGAUGGGCGUUGGAGUCGGCCCGAGUUGCAGUCCUCAGGGAGCCGGUGGAUUCAAUAUGAGCACGAUGAGCUCGGCAAUGGGGAUGGCUUCGAUGGGUGGUGGUGGCAUGGGUGGUUAUGGAGGUACAUCGAUGGGCGGUGGUGGCGCUUGCAUGAGCGCCGUGGGUUAUGGUCCGUUAACGCCAGGCGGUGGUACCGCUGUAACCAGAGAUCCUUUGUCAUUAACCGAACCAGACUCUCCGAAUUCUGCCCUUCAACGUGCACGUACCGACAAAUCUUAUCGGCGAAGUUACACGCACGCAAAACCGCCUUACUCCUAUAUUAGUUUGAUUACGAUGGCGAUACAAAACGCGCCAACCAAAAUGCUCACACUUUCGGAGAUUUAUCAAUUCAUUAUGGAUCUAUUCCCAUUUUAUCGGCAGAAUCAGCAACGAUGGCAAAAUUCGAUAAGACAUUCUCUUAGUUUCAAUGAUUGCUUCGUUAAAGUACCGCGAACACCUGAUAAGCCGGGUAAAGGUUCCUUUUGGACACUGCACCCGGAGAGCGGUAAUAUGUUCGAAAAUGGUUGUUAUUUGCGUCGUCAAAAGAGGUUCAAAGACGAAAAGAAAGAAUUGACGAGGCAGAAUAACAAACAUCAACAGCACCAACAGCAUCAUUCGGGUGCUGCGGCCGCGGCUGCUGCCGCCGCUGCUGCUGCAGCAGCCGCCGCCGCUGGUCAUAAUAGUCCGAAUUCUCAUGAUCUCGGUCAUGGCGGUAAGAAGACACCUUCGUCCCUUCAUCAUGCUCCUCAGCAACAAGACGACAAAGACCUUCACUCUUUGGUCUCGACUCAUCAUCAUCAUCACUCGGCUGGGCUUCAUCAGCAUCAUGCUGCUCUUAAAAGUGACACCACUGAUAUCGGUGGAUUGUUAGGACCAGAUCUCGGUACGGCACAUGACGAACUAACUGCCAUGGUCAGUCGUACACUUCAUCCUCACUUGCUAUCCGAUCCGGCGGCUCUUCAUCACGGUAUGGCAGGGAGCCUAAAACAAGAGCCACCUUAUACGGCUGCCAGUCAUCCAUUUAGCAUUACCAGGUUAUUACCUGGCGCAACGGCAGGUACGUCGCCAGGAGCCCAAGAUACGAAGCCACCGGAGAUGAAGAUGUAUGAACAGCUUCAUCAGAGCUACGCGAAUUUCGGCUCGCCUCAUCACCCCCACGCACAUUCCGCCCCACCAAGUCAUCAUCAUCAUAACGGAAUGCACGCUGGCUCGAAUACCGCUGGAGGACCCAUGCAUAAUAUGAGUAAUCAUCAUCAUCAAGAAUAUUACCAGAGUCCUUUGUACCAUCACGCGACAAGCGUGGCUACCAGCAGUGCGCCUCCUCCUCCGUCGGUCGCCACAGCGGCUCCAGGAUUGUGACAUCACGCUACUCACCCCUACGCCUUGGCUUGAGUCGCUGCCGUUGCGGUCUAUGCCGCUUCCGCUGCUUCCGUUGCCGGUGUUACCGUCGCAAAUUCGAAUCAUCAUUCUCCGACGACGAUCGACGACGUUCUUCCUUCACCGCAGCCGCCGCCGCCGCAACCACCACCACCAUCACCGCCGCCACCACAGUCAUCAUCACCGCCACCACCGCCGCCGCCACCGCCUCUACCACCACCACCUCAAUCGUCCGCGUCUUCCUCUUCGUCCUCCUCUUCUUCUUCGGUUUCUCUCGUUCAACAUCAACAUCAUCAUAAUCAACAACAUCAACAACAUUAUCAACAACAACAAGAACAUCAGCAACGCCGUCGACGUCGUUCCGACGAAACCUCUUCUUGGCAGGUUGUCGAUGACGACGAGUACGACGAAUACGAUGAAGACGAAGAGGACGACGAGGAGGAAAGUAUUGCGUGAAAAGGAGACUCCGAUUCCAUCCAAGGUACGGUCAACCGGUAUUCGCCUUUUCAACUGGCACGAACGAAGAUCCCCGGACGUACAUAUGAACUCUGCUCGAUUCAAUAAUCUCGAAAACCUUUUCUAUCGAAAAUCAGUUCUUUUUUUUUUUUGUUUUUGAGUAUUUUUGUCUUUCGUUUUCUUUUCUUUUUUUUUUUUCACAUUCGACGAUGGUUAAUGAACUUAAAAAGCACAUCGCUGAAAUGUGUCACGUCGAUCACGUAGAGUCUCUUCCCUCUACCCACUUCUUUUAUUUCCUCUUCUUCCUUCAGUAUAAUUUUUCUCAUCCUUGAAAAAAAGUGGACAAACCGUGUACUUUGAAAUUGUCUCGAGAGUUUCCUUCCCGUUUUACUUGUUUUCUCACCGAAAACAGAAAGAUGACUCGAAGCCGUCCUCGUUCGAGUCGCGACGCGUGGGGUGCGUGGUUGUUGUUGUUGUUGUUGUUCUUGUUGUUGGUGGUGGUAGUGGUGGUGAUGGUGGUGGUAGUGGUAGUAGUGGUAGUGGUAGUGGUGCUGCUGCUGCUGCUGCUGCUGCUGCUGCUGCUGCUGCUAUUGCUGCUGCUGCUGUUCUUGUGGAAUUUUAAAGGCAUAAUUAAUUAACAUGGGUGCGUACGUCUAAUCGAUAAAUGUAUACAUUGCAAAUUGCAAUUAAAUGACGAAAAAGAAAAAUAAAAAAUAAAUAAAACGAUGCGAAAGUGUCUCUCCGAUAUGCGACCGAUUAGCUUCGAACAUCGAUAUUCGAUAGAUUAUCUAUACAUAUAUCUCUGUAUUAGCCGCGCGUAAACGUGAAAACGUUAUUUAUGUUUUCACUCUUUGGAUAUUAUUGCGAGGACAAUAUUUUCGAUUCUAUAUUUACACGCGAGACGACGGCGAAAUAUGCUUUGACGCGAGCCUAAUAAUGAAUUUUAGCGGUUAGUCGAACGAUGAGAAGAAUAAUGAUAAUUUAAAACGAAAGAAAACAAAAUGAAAGAAAAAAAAUAAUAAAAAAAGGGGGAAAAAAGUAGAAGAAGGAACAAAAGAAAAAAAUGAAAAAGAAAUGAGAAAGAAGACGAAGACGAAGACGAAAAAGAAGAUAAAGGAAAAGUAAAAGGAGGAAAACGUUGUUGCCACUGCGAUUACAUUUAACCGAUAUGCAGACGAUGCUUUAUAGUUUUUGCGAUAGUUUUAUUUCGCGCACAAUCGUUCCUCGAGCCUCCGUCCACGAUCCUGUACUUACUUACGUAGCAUGGAGUGGUAUACAACGAUUCUCUGAUAGGCGCUAGAAUUAAAUAGAAAAACUAAAAAAGACAAAAAAAAAAACAAACAAACAAACAAACAAACAAAAAAAAAAGAAAAGUGAAAAAAAAUAAAAAAAAAAAAAUGAAGCGUAGUAUCGUAGUGUGCUUUACUUUACAAACGAUCGAAUUAAUAAUCGAUCGCGAUUCGUCUUCUUCGACUCAUUUGUUAGAUUCCUGCUUCCUUUUUAAAAAAAAUCGGAUUAAAUCAUUGACAUAGUUUAUUUUCUAUCUUUCUAUUUGCAAUUCGUUUAUCUCGAUUUUCAAAUCACCAUUUGUCGAUUUGUCAAUGUAUGCAAGAAUGCGUAGGGAUGCGCCAGGUUGAGCGUACGACGACACUUAAACAAUUUAUUGUUAGUAACAAAUCUUUUCGUUGAUGUAACAUUCGAACGAGAUGCGAUGUUCGAGAGUAUCGAUUUACGAUUGCUAUUUUAUUAUCAAGCGACAGCAGCAGGUCUUUCGAAAUUAUUUUGGAAUUAGUCAUUUUAUAUACGCAUGCAUGUGUGUAUAUACAAUAAAUACAUACAUACAUACGUAUGUACGUACGUAGAUACAUACAUAUGUUAUUAUCAUUUGUUGUGUAGAAAAACACUCUCGCUUGUUUUCGGUCGUUGAUCUCGAUUUCGCGCGCGUCAUACUUAUCGCCAUCGGUCUCUACUACUAUUGCUACUACAUUGCUACUACUACUACUACUACUAUUACUAUUACUACUAUUACUACUACUACUACUACUACUACUACUUCUUCUACUACUUCUAUUUCUAUUUCUACUACUACCGCAAUAUUUUCAACGUAUCGUGGAUGAUCGUACGGUAUACGUUAAAUCAAUGGUUAUUGCUAUCGCUAUGAGCGAUCAUUAAAUAGAAAUCAAUGGCGAUAAGAAGAAAAAGAAGAAGAAUAGUUUCGCUCGGGUUCAUUCGCACGAGAGAAUGGAUGCAUCUUCGAAACGAGUCGACGUACACAUAAAUGGCUGUCGUAGAUAUCUAUCGAAGGGGCAUUAUCGUUGUAAAGAAAAUAAUAGAAAAUGAAUUGAAAUGAAACGAAAUGAAUUGAAUUGUGAAUUGUGAAUUGAAUUGAAUUGAAUUGAAUUGAAAUGGAAUGAAACGAAAUGAAAUGAAAUGAAAUGUAAUGAAAUGAAAUGAAAUGAAAUGAAAUGAAAUGAAAUGAAAUGAAAUGAAAAGAAAUUCAAAGAAAAUAGAAGGAAUGAAAAAUGAACGCGAGACGAUUUUAACGCGAGCAAUGUAACACACCUACAUAUGUAUGUAUAACAUUUCGGUGAGUUUAUCGAUCAUUACAUAAUCGUUCGGCCGUCGUUCAGAAGCCGUUAUCUUUUUAAGCGUGCUGGUAGACGUUAUUAAACGUACACGUUGGUACAACGAGAUCGUGAAUAUACGGUGUGUAUCGUCCAUACCAAAUAUAUAUUAUAAAUCAAAAUCGGUCGGAGACACGAAGCAACGGUAAAAUUAAUUGAUAGAAAUAAAUAAAGAAAAAAAAAAAAAAAACUAAACGAAACGAAACGAAACGAAGUUAAAAGAAAAGAAAAGAAAAGAAAAGGAGAAGCGUAUAAUUAUGAUAGAAUAGAUCGGUGAGAAUAGUUCGGGCUGCGGUGCUGUUAAAUAAUGACGAAGAAAAGUUAGAAGGGUGGGGGGGGUGAAGGUUGGCGGUGAUGCCGGCACAGAGAGCGACAAAAAUGUGAUAAUCCGCGAAAAUAAAUAUAAAUUAGCGAACGUAUACUCGCGAUGGACGUAUGUAUGUAAGUGCGUCCGCUUGUGCGUGCGUCAUCACUCUAGCGCACGUGUCCCAAAAAUUUUGAGAAAAAAAAAAAAAAAAAAAGAAAGAAAAGGGAAUAAUGAAUAAACGAAUGAAUAAAGAAAAAAAAAAAAAAAGUAAAGUGAAAAUAAAAAUAAAAAUAAAACGAAAAGAAAAUGUUAACCAAGAAAAUAUAUAAUGAUAAUAUAAAACGUUCUUCGAAUGUGACGGACGAUGAAAAUGACAAUGUUUUCGCCCUUGAACGUUUCAAGAAUUCUCUUGUGAAAGCGUCGCGCAGGAUACGUUCAGUGUUUUUUUGUAUGAUACAUGUAGAUAGCCGACAACGUGUAACGCGUAUAAUGUACAAUAUUAUAUGUUACAGAGAGGUAUAUAUAAUUAAAUGAAUAAAUAUAUAAAUAUAUAUAUAUAUAUAUAUAUAUAGAUAUAAAAAAAAUAAAUGGAAUCUUUAAUGAUACACAUUAUGUUAGGUGUAUACAUAUUAUAUAUAAAAAUGAGAGAGAGAGAGAAAGAAUGAGAGAGAGAGAGAGAAAGAGAAUGAGAGAGUGAGAGAGUGAAAGAACGAAUGAAAGAGUGAGAAAGAGAACGGUGUUUGCAAUGCACUGUAAUCGCGUAUUUCAAAAGUAGAUACAUACUGAAUUUCAUUCACUGCGCUCGCGAUGUUUUCUUUCUUAUCUUUGCUUACAUUCGCACAGAUCUGUUUAAAGAAAAUUCGUAACGAUCCUUCUUUUCGAUCGUCGGAAAUAAUGAAAGGACACUUUUGAAAUACGCGCUUGGCACAUAUAAAAAUCUGUACAUAAUAAUGACUGGCGCAUCGCAAGAGAUCACAUACAUCCUUAUUAUUACUAUUAUUAUUAUUAUUAUUAUUAUUAUUAUUAUUACUAUUAUCAUUACUAUUAUUAUUGUAAUUAUUAUUAUUAUUAUUAUUAUCAUUAUUAUUAUUAUUAUUAUUAUUAUUCUUAUUCUUAUGAUUGCCACAAUAAUUACUACUAUUAGUAUUAUUAUAAGUAUCAUUGCAAUUAUAUAAUUUGAUUCUUUUCGUUUGAUAUAAUUUCGCGUCCUAAUGUUUCGCAUAAUUAUCAUUAUCAUAAUCAUAAUCAUUAUCAUCAUUAUUAUUAUCAUCAUCAUCGUCAUCAUUAUCAUCAUCAUCAUCAUCAUCAUCAUCAUCAUCGUCAUUAUCAUCAUGUGUCGUCGUUAUUAAAUCCGAGAGAAUUCGGCCGACGGAAGAAUCAAGGACGAAUCUUGUCGACAGAUCUCGAGUGGAGGCAUACGAAAUUGAAAAUCUCGAAAGAACGAUGAAAUCUCAUACACUCUACUACUAUGCUUUUUCAUUCUUGCUUGCCUCCGCCUUCUUAUCAUCGCUUUUAAACGACGUUUCUUCCAUCGGCCGUAAUUCGUGCUACUCGAUAGAUUCUUUCAUCUUUUUUUUCAUCCCUUUCUUUUUCUCCCUUCUUUUUUUUUUUCUUUUUUCUCCUUUUGUCGUUUCCUCUCGUCUCUUUCGUCGUCGUUUCUUUUUUCUUUUUCUUUUUUUCCUUUUUCUUUUCUUUUUUUUUUUUUUUUUUUUUUUUGUUAGUUUUUAUCUCCUUCCUUUUCAUUUCUUUUAAGUACAUCCACCAGUAUUGGCAUUACCGUUUUCACACAUACGGCGAAUUCACCCGUACGUCACGCAAUCUUCGAACUGUCGUUAGUCCGACAACGUGCGAUAUAAAAGUGUCAUUGAUAAAUAACGGCGAAAGUGAGAAAAAGAAAAAAAGAAAGGACGAAAGAAAGAAAGAGGGGUGGAGAGGAGAAAGAAAAAGAAAAGAAAAGAAAAAAAGAAACGAGAGAAAAAAAGGAAUUAGAAAAAAAGAUGAAAAAAAAAAAAGGAUAAAAGAAAAAGAAAGGAAAAAAGUAAUAUUAUCGCGGUUAAAACGGAACGACGAGAAUCGAGGAUGUAAGUGUUUCAAUAAAGCAACGUAUUUCUAUGAAA
Molecule: messenger RNA, 9582 nt
Organism: Vespa velutina
Lineage: Eukaryota; Metazoa; Arthropoda; Insecta; Hymenoptera; Vespidae
Product: silk gland factor 1-like
Exons: 1
Coding region: 2516-4060 (514 amino acids)
Biological process (GO): cell differentiation; regulation of transcription by RNA polymerase II; anatomical structure morphogenesis
Molecular function (GO): DNA-binding transcription factor activity, RNA polymerase II-specific; protein domain specific binding; transcription factor binding
Source: RefSeq, a predicted model, not a curated record